This is a messenger RNA of Theileria orientalis strain Shintoku, 246 nucleotides long. RefSeq lists its product as hypothetical. NCBI's taxonomy places the organism in Eukaryota, Apicomplexa, Aconoidasida, Piroplasmida, Theileriidae. The record is from RefSeq and is a predicted model, not a curated record. The transcript has a single exon. The coding region runs from base 1 to 246 and encodes 81 amino acids.
AUGGAUAUUGCCCUAACUUUUAAGUGUUUGACCAUUCUAAUGCCCAAACACCAGUCUAUCAUGGUUAAUUAUCCUUUGGUUAUUAGUGGUUAUAUUAAUGUUUAUGGUUGUUCGUGGUUAUUAGUUGCUCCAUGGCUGUUAUUGACCAAUUAUUGCCAUUGUUUUUUAUUGGCUACUCCAUGGCUGUUAAUGACUGACUGUACCAUGGUUGUUAUAGGCUAUUCCAUGACUACAACUGUGUAUUGA